This is a messenger RNA of Caenorhabditis remanei, 1092 nucleotides long. RefSeq lists its product as uncharacterized. Gene Ontology annotation, cellular component: NatA complex. The transcript has 5 exons. Lineage: Eukaryota; Metazoa; Nematoda; Chromadorea; Rhabditida; Rhabditidae. The coding region runs from base 1 to 1092 and encodes 363 amino acids. Gene Ontology annotation, biological process: mitotic sister chromatid cohesion. The record is from RefSeq and is a predicted model, not a curated record. Gene Ontology annotation, molecular function: acyltransferase activity, transferring groups other than amino-acyl groups.
AUGGAGGAGGAAGAAGACGGGGCAACAAAAUCUCUAUCUCAACAGGAAAAUAAAUUCAGUCUCAAAUUACAACGAGUAACCCCAGAAAAUCUGAAAACAGUUCGAACUCUCGUCACGAGUAUUUUUCCUGUGUCAUACAGUGACAAAUUUUAUCAAGAAUGCGUGGAUAAUGAACUAGUCGGAGUGAUAAUACAUAAUGGAGAGGCUAUUGCGAUAGUGGCUGUAAAGCCAGAGAAUUUCGAAACGGGACAAGUAUUGUAUAUAAGAAGUUUUGGAGUUCAUCCACGGCACAGAGAGUCAGGAAUUGGCUCCUUUCUGAUGGAUUUUGUUCAUGAUAAGUGCAAAUCACUGAAUCUUCAGAAUGCAAUGCUCCAUGUACAAAUUUCCAAUAAAAAAGCCAUUGGUUUUUAUAAAAAAAGAGGAUUCAAUAUAGAAAGCAUGGUUCCAAAGUAUUAUCAACGAUAUCUAGCAUCCGCAUACUUCUCCUUCGAGGAAUGGAAACCGGAUGGUCCAGAUGUUGAUGUUGGAAUUGCUCCACCCGAAGUGGUCCGUCCCCUACGGUCAAUGGGCGGGGGCGGCGGACCCCCACCGGAUUCAACGGCGAACGAUUCUCCUCGUUCGAUGGCUGAAGCGGCUGCGAUCCGGACCGGCGAUGGACCGUAUGACGACUUGAUGACUGGAGCGGCGCCGACUGCUCCGCCGCCUGUAUACGCGAACCAGGAGUUGAACAUGUGCUUGAUAUGCUGUGGAUCAGCUGCUGCUCCCAUUCCUCUCUUUUCGCUCAAACUUUUUCUUCCUGGACCUUCUCUAUUAAAUGGAUCCGUAUCGGGAAGCUCCGACUCAUCGUGCCUGUUGGUCGAAUCGGAAAUUAUCGAAUCACGCUCAUUCGGCCUGAUAGGAGCUGGAACAGCUGAUGAGGACGAAGAUUGUCUCGAAUGCGAGGAAUCAGGUCCGCUAGAUGAAGUUGCUCGAGUGUGUGGAGAUUGGAGAAGAGAAUCGGGAGCGGUAUGGGAUGACAUUCGUGAUGAAGGAGAUGGAGAUGAUGCAUCUACUGUGAUACGAGACAGAUCUCUUGAAAUAUGUCCAGGAUGA